AUGUCUAAUAUCAUUGUAUUAGGGGCUACUGGAUUAGUAGGUACUCAAAUCAUAAAACAUGCUGAAAAACAAUCAACAAUUAAUAAAAUCAUCACGUUAACUCGUUCAUUACCAAGUUUUAAAUCGGAUAAAAUUGAAUCAAUAGUUGAAGAAAAUACAGGUAAUUGGCCAUCAAUAAUCAAAUCACAAACCCCAAUUCCAGAAGCAUAUAUCUCAUCUUUUGGUACUACUAAAGCUAAAGCUGGUGGAGCACAAGAAUUUAAAGAAAUUGAUUAUGGAAUCAAUUAUGAGAAUGCCAAAGCUGCAAAGGAAUUAGGUUGUUCUACUUGUGUUUUAAUUAGUGCUCAAGGUGCCAAUUCAAAAUCUCCAUUUUUUUAUUUAAAAACUAAAGGUGAAUUAGAGGAUGAUAUCAAAGCUUUAAAUUUUGAUUACUUUAUUAUUUUAAGACCUGGUGUUUUAAUUGGUGAACGUAAAGAUUCACAUGGAUUUGGUAAUGAUGUAGCUAUGAAAUUAGGUAGAUUUGUUAAAGGUACAUGGUUUCAACCAUUAUUAAAUCCUAUUGAUGUUUCAGAUUUAGGUGAAAUUGCAAUUGAUUUUGCAAAUAGAGGAAUGAAAGGUGAUUUAAGAGAAAAAAUAUUAACUGUUGGAGGUAGUGAAUUAAUUGAAAUGGUUGAUGAUUUGAAAGUAGGUAAAUAG
Insectozyma verbasci is the source of this 696-nucleotide messenger RNA. NCBI's taxonomy places the organism in Eukaryota, Fungi, Ascomycota, Pichiomycetes, Serinales, Debaryomycetaceae. The record is from the annotation of a GenBank genome assembly.